AUGGCUCUCAGCUUCUUUAGUGGUGGCGGAAGCUCAAGCAAUGCCAAGUACUUUGACAUUCGUUUGAAUGAUGACUAUGUCGUCUUCCGCGGCGGCGAACAUGAAGCCGCAAGCGUCAACCUUCAGGGCACACUAGUCCUCUGUCUGUCGGAGCCGCUGGCUAUCAAGCAUAUCCGAUUGGAACUGACUGGCAUGUCUCGAGUAUGCUGGCACUUGCCAUCCAGCUCCACUGCUGGCGGCCGCAAGUCAUGGAGGGAACGAGUUUUCUGGGACAAGACAUGGCGAUUCCGCGAUCCAGGCAAAGGAAAGACGGAGAUUCUCCCUGCCGGAAAUUACGAGUAUCCUUUCAACGUCGUCUUGGAAGGCUCAAUGCCCGAGAGUGUCGAGGGUCUAUCGGAGACCUGGGUCAUGUACCGGUUCAAGGCCGAAAUCGGACGGAAGUACGCCAAAGACAUUGUGGCUCGCAAACCUCUGCGUAUUAUCCGAACACUCGACCCUAGCGCAUUGGAACUAUCGCACGCUAUGUCCGUGGACAACAUUUGGCCGAACAAGAUCGAAUACUCUAUCAGUACCCCGACUAAGGCGGUUAUUUUCGGAACAUCCAUUCGAGUCGAUUUCAAGUUGAUUCCUUUGUUGAAAGGGCUCCGUAUCGGACAAACAACCUCACAGCUCAUGGAAAGCCACGACCUGACCCUCAACCCGGAAGAUCCCGAUUCCAUUCGCAAUACCUACAAAAUUACCCGCACCAUCUUGACCGAUGAAUUCGAUGUGGAUCAGGAUAAUAUUGAGGUCAUUGACGAGGCGGCCGAGGGAUACCAAUUCACGCGUUACCUGGAUAUGCCGUCUUCAUUGUCUCGUUGUCUGCAGGAUACAGACACCAAGGGUAUCAAGAUCCGCCACAAGUUGAAGUUCCGCAUUCAACUUCAUAACCCAGAUGGACACAUUAGCGAGCUGCGCGCCACUCUUCCAGUCUCGAUCUUCAUCUCCCCCAACAUUGCCAUCGACGAGAACAACACCAUCCGUGAUCACGAAAGCAUUCAGUCCGCUCAGCGUCGUGCCGCAGACGAGUUCGCUUCCCAGCAAGCACCCCCGCUCUAUGGAGAGCAUCGGUUCGAUCAGUUGUACAGUGGUGUCGAUCCCAACGGGUACCGCACACCAGGCCCCGGCAGCGGAUCUCAAACGCCCUUCGGUGCUCUGAGUCGCAAUAUGUCGGCAGACAACCUUGCCUCCAUGAACGCAUUGACCAACACCGACAUCUCGGCCGUGGCGCUGCACAGUCGUCUUUCGAGCCUACACAAUGCCCGCAUUGGUCACCUUUCACCAAACGAGAGCCACGAUUCUCCCACGGAAAGCCAUCCUAACUCACGACAGCUGAACGUUCACUUUAAUGACUACUUCGGACCUUCCUCUGGCUCUAACUCACACAGUCCUGGCAGUCCUGAACUCUCUCGUCGGGCUUCUGACGAGGUGGAACAUGACGCUAUCCCAUCAGGAAUGGCGACUCCUUUCCACCCACAAUAUGCCGAGGUUGAGACUCUGAGCCGAGUCCCUAGUUAUUCGACUGCCGUUCGCGCUACCGUGGGAUCAUACGACUCUCAUCUUCCUGAUUACAAUGCCGUCAUUGCGGAUAGCCUGCCGGUCACCCCCUUGCUGCAAUCGCCGCAGCAAGCCUACCUAAGAAGCGGACGUAACAGUGGCCGGGCUAGCGGGGUCUCUACACCAUUAGAGGUGAAUCGACCCGGCUACUUCAAUUCAAACGGCGUCAAUGCUGAUGACGCCGAACGCAGACUCCGAUUAGUACAAGCCCGCGCUAGAGCGUAA
Messenger RNA from Penicillium malachiteum, 1821 nucleotides. RefSeq names its product arrestin family protein. Gene Ontology annotation, molecular function: ubiquitin protein ligase binding; protein-macromolecule adaptor activity. The record is from RefSeq and is a predicted model, not a curated record. NCBI's taxonomy places the organism in Eukaryota, Fungi, Ascomycota, Eurotiomycetes, Eurotiales, Aspergillaceae. Gene Ontology annotation, biological process: ubiquitin-dependent endocytosis. Gene Ontology annotation, cellular component: cytoplasm; plasma membrane; cytosol. The transcript has 5 exons. The coding region runs from base 1 to 1821 and encodes 606 amino acids.